UUUAAUUUUAUUAUCGUAAAAAAUCAGGAUUAUGUUGGGUUUAUGCUGAUUGAUUAUCGAUUUGGGUUUACUCCGUGUUAAUUUGAUUGAAUUCCGUAUCAAUUACCUCGGAGGAAUACGGCUAUGGCGACGGUGAAAUCAAUCGAGAACGCACUCAGCCUCGUCGACGCGAAGAAGGAGAGCUUGAAGAAAGCGUUUGAAGAGCUUCAAUCGCACUCCUCUUUGCUCGCAUCGUUCAAUUUAAAUUGGGAUGAUCUCGAUUCGUAUUUAACCUCCGUUCAAUCCGAAUUACUGACCAAAUUCGAUACCCUAAAAGCCCUCGAAUCGUCAUCCCUAAUACAGAAGUCCAGAAUCGGAAAGCAAAAGGAAUCGCCGUCGUCGGAAUCGGUUCCCGCUCGACCCGAGCUGAAGUCCAUGUGCGAGAAAAUGGACGGGUCGGGUUUGUGCAAGUACGUGAUGGAGCGUCCCAAGGAGAGGACGGCGAUUAGGGUUGAGUUGGCCGACGCGUUUAAGCACGCGCCGGACCCAGGGUUGUUGGUUCUGGAUGCCAUGGAGGGGUUUUGGGAUGGACAGGCGGGUUCUUCGAGGACGAAGGCGGCUUGCGUGGUGUUGCUGGAGGAGUUGAUGAGGGCUGGGGUGGAGAUCCGGCCGGAAGUUAAGGAGCGUGCGGCUGCCGCCGCAAAGGAGUGGAAGGAGAAGAUGGAGGCGGUGCAGGGUGGUGGUGAUGGUGAUGGUGGUGAGGAGGGAAGAGAGGAAGGGGGUUUGGAGAGGCUGGGUUAUUUACAUCUCUUGGCUACUUACAAACUGUUGGAUGACGUCGCGUACGAUGUGAACGUGCUGAUUGAUUACGUUGUUUUGGGCGGCAGAUAUCGACAAACUGUUGACUUGUGUCGGAUCCUCGGCCUCGAGAGUAAAGUUUCUGAUAUUGUACAGAAGCUUAUCAGUAAGGACAAACAACUUCUAGCUCUCAAGUUCAUUUUCGAGUUUGAGCUAACGAAUGAGUUCCCUCCAGUCCCCUUGUUGAAAGACUACGUGAUGUAUUCUAAGAGAAUUGCUCAGAAAAUUCGUAAGAGUGGGAAGAAUUCUCGUCAGUCUGUGAACGAGGCUGCAAUGAAAGAAAUUAGUUCACUGAGAUCGGUGAUUAAGUGCAUCGAGGACCACAAUCUGGAAUCUCAGUACCCAAAAGCCGAACUCGUGGCCCGUGUCGAGAAGUUGGAGAAAGAGAAGGCCGACCGGAAAAGACCAGCCGCCGCCCCUGUGCCAAAACCUCAGCAGCAGCAGCAGCCUCCGAAGCAAAACGCGAACAAGCGAAUGAGGGCAGCAGCUUUCAAAAGGAAACUUCCUUCUGCCGCCAAUUCAGUUGUUCCCCAAUCACAGACAUACGGCAUGGCAGGGCCGCUUGUCGCUGCCGCCCCACAAUACGUGGGCCCGUCUUCGGAGUUGUACGGGUUCUCGGGAGGCCCGAUGGGCUUUCACGGGAACAUGAACCCAUCUGCUGCUUCCAAUCCUUAUCCGCCGGAAACGCACGCGCAGCCUCUUGUUUAUUACGAUAAUAGGCCGAUGGGUGGUUACAGUGGGUAUGACGUGGCGUCUCAAUAUCAUCCGGCGUACUAUCCACAGUAAGAUUUGCUGCAUAUAUGCCUGAAUUUUGAAAUGUUCUUUUUUUCUUGUUCCGAUUACUGAAGUUUUGGCACAAUGACCAACUUCGGUUAAACGAACCAACGUUUAUGGUUCAGAGAUAUACUUAUGUUGAUCUUGUGAAAACCAGCUGGGAACACUUUUACAAAGUGUUCCUAAGAGGAAAUUUCAUUUUCCCUAUGCGCUUAUGUGUUUGAUUUUUAUUUUUUUUUAUUUUUUUUUAUUUGGCUGGAUUACACAUGCUAUGUCUGCACGAGAUGCAAACAGUGACACGUGUGCUGUAAUCAGCACUCGUUUUUUACCGAAUCCAUUGCAACACUCUAUAGUCUAUACCAGCUGAUAGGACAAUCAGUUUGUCCCUCCAGCCAAUAUGGUGUUACGGACAAUCACCCCCUAGUUUUAUCUUGUCUCCACCACUUUCUGAAACUAAUAGCCCGUUAGAACUCUAUCGUAAUAACUUAUGCAAUGGGUUAUACCGUUCGAGUUUCUAACAAUGUUUAAGGGUUAAUUGUAAUUACCGAUACCACAUAAAGGAACCUUAAAGUUAUUUAAGAAUACCUCGAGGGUGUAGGUGUAAUAAUUUACCCAUUGUUAUUUCUUGAAUAAUCAGUUAGUGUUGAGAUAGAAUGCUGUUUUGUUUUCUGCAAUUUGCAAUGUGAAAUGCAUGCAAAAACAAUUGAAACAAAAUAGCAAUAUUAAUUGUGUGAGAAGUGGGGGCAGGAUGGACAUUUUACUUGGGACUAAACUGUCAAAUGUUGCAUUAUUUAGGCAGUGGUCCCCUCCUAAGAGUUGCAGAAUUUAUCAUGACCAAUUGAGUGCUGUUUGGACUUUGGACUAUGCUCUAAUUUCUGUUAUGAUAAAUUCUGAAAAGAAAAAAAAAACAGAACUUUUGAUUCUCUUUAGAUUCGGCUUUGAUGGGAAUUAAGCUUUUUCUUCAACUGUCAAGGUUUAUAUGUUCCUGCUUAUUAAUUGUUGUCAUAAACUUAUUGGGCAAAUUACGAGAAGCCCCUUGAGGUAAAUGCCUAAUUAUGAAAAAAACUUCAAUGUUUGCAUAAUUACGAGCACCCCCUUGAGGUAUUCUCCGUAUAACGAGUUGGCCUGCAUAGAAUUCAUAAUAAUGGAAUUGGAUAGAUUCCAUUGAAUAUUCAUUUUUGUAUUGAUCAGAAUACCCUUAGGGCUUCAAUUGUAAAGUUUGUAAAACAAUUGUAUUUUUUCUUUAUAAUUUUAUUUAAAUACCUUUUUUUUUUU
Messenger RNA from Erythranthe guttata (spotted monkey flower), 2886 nucleotides. Its product is annotated as truncated FRIGIDA-like protein 1. The record is from RefSeq and is a predicted model, not a curated record. Lineage: Eukaryota; Viridiplantae; Streptophyta; Magnoliopsida; Lamiales; Phrymaceae.